Molecule: messenger RNA, 11400 nt
Organism: Caenorhabditis angaria
Lineage: Eukaryota; Metazoa; Nematoda; Chromadorea; Rhabditida; Rhabditidae
Source: the annotation of a GenBank genome assembly
AUGUUUUGGUGGACCAGCACGAUUUUUUUAUUUGUAAUUUUCAAAUUUACGUUUUGUUCAAGUGAGUUGAUUUAAAAUGCAUAAAGAAGAAAGAACCAAAAAUUUUCGUUUUUUUUUCUGCAGGAGAUGCUUUGAUGGAUGAAAAUGGCGAUUUCUUGCCGCAUAUCCGGUUAGCAAAAGAUUUAAUGGAUCCGAGAAGGUUUGGGGAUUUUUUUCCGCGGAUUUCCAAAGGAAAAUUGUUCAUUUAGGUAUGACAAUCGUGUUCGCCCAGUCAUGAAUCAUUCAAAACCUACAAAUGUCAAAUUUUCAAUGAGUUUAUAUCAAAUUCUAUCGAUUGUAAGUUGAAAGACCAACAAAAAAUCUAUCACCUGACUCAAACUCAAAAACCAAAUGUGAAUUAUUCACAAAUUUUCAACCUUGCUUUCUUGUCAUAAUCACUCAAGCAUAAUUUUUUCCACAGAAUGAAAAACAACAAAACAUCGAUUUGAAUGUUUGGGCGAUCCAGGAAUGGACUGAUGAUUUUCUAGGGUGGAAUCCUUAUCUUUACGGGAUGAUUAACACAACAAUUCUACCGUAUACAGCAAUCUGGUUGCCUGACACUUAUCUUUACAAUAGGUUUGUACCUUUCUCGUUAGAUCUUCUUUGAAAACUUUGAAAACAUUCAAUUUUUAAGCGUUGUUAUGAAUCGCGAAGAAACUGAAAGAUAUAUAAAUGUAGUUAUAACAACAAAUUAUUGGAAAGGUAAAUCUGGAGCUGAAGUCAAAUUAAUGUAUCCCGCAUUAUAUCGAACAAGUUGUCUACUUGAUAUUCGAUUCUUCCCUUAUGAUCAACAAUCUUGUAAAUUAACAAUAUCAUCUUGGACAUCUUCAGCUGCAGAUAUAACAUAUGAGCCAGCACAUGCUACUGUUAAUAUGGAUAAUUUUAUACCAAAUGAAGAAUGGGUUGUUGUAAAUUUCAAAGUCAAUCGAACAGUUCAAACAUUCAAAUGUUGUCCAGAACCAUGGAUUCUUCUUGAUGCAAUUCUGAUAGUUCGGAGAAAACCAUUAUAUUAUAUUGUGAAUCUUGUUAUUCCAACUUCAGUUAUCACACUUGUUGCAGUUACUGGGUUCUUCACAGCAGCUUCGACAAGUUCUGAAAGGUGGGUUUAGGAAACUAAUCAUUUUGGAAAUUGGGGAGCAGAGUCAAUUUUUUGAGUGAACUAAUUAUGUCAAAAAGAGUAGGAAACAGUUAUAUGGGAAAAACUAAGAAAAAAUUAUUGGCAACUUUUUUAUCUGGGAUAUGGAAAUUUUCUGUUCUCCGAAUCUCCGAAUUUUGUGAAUCAACCAAAAAAAUUCGAAGAGUCUCCGAAUUUUGUGAAUCAACCAAAAAAUUCGAAGAGUCUCCGAAUUUUGUGAAUCAACCAAAAAAUUCGAAGGGUCUCCGAAUUUUGUGAAUCAACCAAAAAAUUCGAAGAGUCUCCGAAUUUUGUGAAUCAACCAAAAAAAUUCGAAGAGUCUCCGAAUUUUGUGAAUCAACCAAAAAAAUUCGAAGGGUCUCCGAAUUUUGUGAAUCAACCAAAAAAAUUCGAAGAGUCUCCGAAUUUUGUGAAUCAACCAAAAAAAUUCGAAGGGUCUCCGAAUUUUGUGAAUCAACCAAAAAAAUUCGAAGAGUCUCCGAAUUUUGUGAAUCAACCAAAAAAAUUCGAAGGGUCUCCGAAUUUUGUGAAUCAACCAAAAAAAUUCGAAGAGUCUCCGAAUUUUGUGAAUCAACCAAAAAAAUUCGAAGAGUCUCCGAAUUUUGUGAAUCAACCAAAAUAAUUCGAAGGGUCUCCGAAUUUUGUGAAUCAACCAAAAAAAUUCGAAGAGUCUCCGAAUUUUGUGAAUCAACCAAAAAAAUUCGAAGGGUCUCCGAAUUUUGUGAAUCAACCAAAAAAAUUCGAAGAGUCUCCGAAUUUUGUGAAUCAACCAAAAUAAUUCGAAGGGUCUCCGAAUUUUGUGAAUCAACCAAAAAAAUUGGAAGAGUCUCCGAAUUUUGUGAAUCAACCAAAAAAAUUCGAAGAGUCUCCGAAUUUUGUGAAUCAACCAAAAAAAUUCGAAGAGUCUCCGAAUUUUGUGAAUCAACCAAAAAAUUCGAAGAGUCUCCGAAUUUUGUGAAUCAACCAAAAAAAUUGGAAGAGUCUCCGAAUUUUGUGAAUCAACCAAAAAAAUUGGAAGAGUCUCCGAAUUUUGUGAAUCAACCAAAAAAAUUCGAAGAGUCUCCGAAUUUUGUGAAUCAACCAAAAAAAUUCGAAGGGUCUCCGAAUUUUGUGAAUCAACCAAAAAAAUUCGAAGAGUCUCCGAAUUUUGUGAAUCAACCAAAAAAAUUCGAAGAGUCUCCGAAUUUUGUGAAUCAACCAAAAAAAUUCGAAGAGUCUCCGAAUUUUGUGAAUCAACCAAAAAAUUCGAAGAGUCUCCGAAUUUUGUGAAUCAACCAAAAAAUUCGAAGAGUCUCCGAAUUUUGUGAAUCAACCAAAAAAAUUCGAAGAGUCUCCGAAUUUUGUGAAUCAACCAAAAUAAUUCGAAGGGUCUCCGAAUUUUGUGAAUCAACCAAAAAAAUUGGAAGAGUCUCCGAAUUUUGUGAAUCAACCAAAAAAAUUCGAAGAGUCUCCGAAUUUUGUGAAUCAACCAAAAAAAUUCGAAGAGUCUCCGAAUUUUGUGAAUCAACCAAAAAAAUUCGAAGAGUCUCCGAAUUUUGUGAAUCAACCAAAAAAAUUGGAAGAGUCUCCGAAUUUUGUGAAUCAACCAAAAAAAUUGGAAGAGUCUCCGAAUUUUGUGAAUCAACCAAAAAAAUUCGAAGAGUCUCCGAAUUUUGUGAAUCAACCAAAAAAAUUCGAAGGGUCUCCGAAUUUUGUGAAUCAACCAAAAAAAUUCGAAGAGUCUCCGAAUUUUGUGAAUCAACCAAAAAAUUCGAAGAGUCUCCGAAUUUUGUGAAUCAACCAAAAAAUUCGAAGAGUCUCCGAAUUUUGUGAAUCAACCAAAAAAUUCGAAGGGUCUCCGAAUUUUGUGAAUCAACCAAAAAAAUUCGAAGAGUCUCCGAAUUUUGUGAAUCAACCAAAAAAAUUGGAAGAGUCUCCGAAUUUUGUGAAUCAACCAAAAAAUUCGAAGAGUCUCCGAAUUUUGUGAAUCAACCAAAAAAUUCGAAGAGUCUCCGAAUUUUGUGAAUCAACCAAAAAAUUCGAAGGGUCUCCGAAUUUUGUGAAUCAACCAAAAAAAUUGGAAGAGUCUCCGAAUUUUGUGAAUCAACCAAAAAAAUUCGAAGAGUCUCCGAAUUUUGUGAAUCAACCAAAAAAAUUGGAAGAGUCUCCGAAUUUUGUGAAUCAACCAAAAAAAUUCGAAGAGUCUCCGAAUUUUGUGAAUCAACCAAAAAAUUCGAAGAGUCUCCGAAUUUUGUGAAUCAACCAAAAAAAUUCGAAGAGUCUCCGAAUUUUGUGAAUCAACCAAAAAAUUCGAAGGGUCUCCGAAUUUUGUGAAUCAACCAAAAAAUUCGAAGGGUCUCCGAAUUUUGUGAAUCAACCAAAAAAAUUCGAAGAGUCUCCGAAUUUUGUGAAUCAACCAAAAUAAUUCGAAGGGUCUCCGAAUUUUGUGAAUCAACCAAAAAAAUUGGAAGAGUCUCCGAAUUUUGUGAAUCAACCAAAAAAUUCGAAGAGUCUCCGAAUUUUGUGAAUCAACCAAAAAAAUUCGAAGAGUCUCCGAAUUUUGUGAAUCAACCAAAAAAAUUCGAAGGGUCUCCGAAUUUUGUGAAUCAACCAAAAAAAUUCGAAGAGUCUCCGAAUUUUGUGAAUCAACCAAAAAAAUUGGAAGAGUCUCCGAAUUUUGUGAAUCAACCAAAAAAAUUCGAAGAGUCUCCGAAUUUUGUGAAUCAACCAAAAAAAUUCGAAGAGUCUCCGAAUUUUGUGAAUCAACCAAAAAAAUUCGAAGGGUCUCCGAAUUUUGUGAAUCAACCAAAAAAAUUCGAAGAGUCUCCGAAUUUUGUGAAUCAACCAAAAAAAUUGGAAGAGUCUCCGAAUUUUGUGAAUCAACCAAAAAAUUCGAAGAGUCUCCGAAUUUUGUGAAUCAACCAAAAAAAUUCGAAGAGUCUCCGAAUUUUGUGAAUCAACCAAAAAAAUUCGAAGGGUCUCCGAAUUUUGUGAAUCAACCAAAAAAUUCGAAGAGUCUCCGAAUUUUGUGAAUCAACCAAAAAAAUUGGAAGAGUCUCCGAAUUUUGUGAAUCAACCAAAAAAAUUCGAAGAGUCUCCGAAUUUUGUGAAUCAACCAAAAAAUUCGAAGAGUCUCCGAAUUUUGUGAAUCAACCAAAAAAAUUCGAAGAGUCUCCGAAUUUUGUGAAUCAACCAAAAAAUUCGAAGGGUCUCCGAAUUUUGUGAAUCAACCAAAAAAAUUCGAAGAGUCUCCGAAUUUUGUGAAUCAACCAAAAAAUUGGAAGAGUCUCCGAAUUUUGUGAAUCAACCAAAAAAAUUCGAAGAGUCUCCGAAUUUUGUGAAUCAACCAAAAAAAUUCGAAGGGUCUCCGAAUUUUGUGAAUCAACCAAAAAAAUUCGAAGAGUCUCCGAAUUUUGUGAAUCAACCAAAAUAAUUCGAAGGGUCUCCGAAUUUUGUGAAUCAACCAAAAAAUUCGAAGGGUCUCCGAAUUUUGUGAAUCAACCAAAAAAAUUCGAAGAGUCUCCGAAUUUUGUGAAUCAACCAAAAAAAUUGGAAGAGUCUCCGAAUUUUGUGAAUCAACCAAAAAAUUCGAAGAGUCUCCGAAUUUUGUGAAUCAACCAAAAAAAUUCGAAGAGUCUCCGAAUUUUGUGAAUCAACCAAAAAAUUCGAAGGGUCUCCGAAUUUUGUGAAUCAACCAAAAAAUUGGAAGAGUCUCCGAAUUUUGUGAAUCAACCAAAAAAAUUCGAAGAGUCUCCGAAUUUUGUGAAUCAACCAAAAAAAUUGGAAGAGUCUCCGAAUUUUGUGAAUCAACCAAAAAAAUUCGAAGAGUCUCCGAAUUUUGUGAAUCAACCAAAAAAAUUCGAAGGGUCUCCGAAUUUUGUGAAUCAACCAAAAAAUUCGAAGAGUCUCCGAAUUUUGUGAAUCAACCAAAAAAUUCGAAGAGUCUCCGAAUUUUGUGAAUCAACCAAAAUAAUUCGAAGGGUCUCCGAAUUUUGUGAAUCAACCAAAAAAUUCGAAGAGUCUCCGAAUUUUGUGAAUCAACCAAAAAAAUUCGAAGGGUCUCCGAAUUUUGUGAAUCAACCAAAAAAAUUCGAAGAGUCUCCGAAUUUUGUGAAUCAACCAAAAAAAUUCGAAGAGUCUCCGAAUUUUGUGAAUCAACCAAAAUAAUUCGAAGGGUCUCCGAAUUUUGUGAAUCAACCAAAAAAAUUCGAAGAGUCUCCGAAUUUUGUGAAUCAACCAAAAAAAUUCGAAGGGUCUCCGAAUUUUGUGAAUCAACCAAAAAAUUCGAAGAGUCUCCGAAUUUUGUGAAUCAACCAAAAUAAUUCGAAGGGUCUCCGAAUUUUGUGAAUCAACCAAAAAAAUUGGAAGAGUCUCCGAAUUUUGUGAAUCAACCAAAAAAAUUCGAAGAGUCUCCGAAUUUUGUGAAUCAACCAAAAAAAUUCGAAGAGUCUCCGAAUUUUGUGAAUCAACCAAAAAAAUUCGAAGGGUCUCCGAAUUUUGUGAAUCAACCAAAAAAAUUCGAAGAGUCUCCGAAUUUUGUGAAUCAACCAAAAAAUUCGAAGAGUCUCCGAAUUUUGUGAAUCAACCAAAAAAAUUCGAAGAGUCUCCGAAUUUUGUGAAUCAACCAAAAAAUUCGAAGGGUCUCCGAAUUUUGUGAAUCAACCAAAAAAUUCGAAGAGUCUCCGAAUUUUGUGAAUCAACCAAAAAAAUUCGAAGGGUCUCCGAAUUUUGUGAAUCAACCAAAAAAAUUCGAAGAGUCUCCGAAUUUUGUGAAUCAACCAAAAAAAUUCGAAGAGUCUCCGAAUUUUGUGAAUCAACCAAAAUAAUUCGAAGGGUCUCCGAAUUUUGUGAAUCAACCAAAAAAUUCGAAGAGUCUCCGAAUUUUGUGAAUCAACCAAAAAAAUUCGAAGGGUCUCCGAAUUUUGUGAAUCAACCAAAAAAAUUCGAAGAGUCUCCGAAUUUUGUGAAUCAACCAAAAUAAUUCGAAGGGUCUCCGAAUUUUGUGAAUCAACCAAAAAAAUUGGAAGAGUCUCCGAAUUUUGUGAAUCAACCAAAAAAAUUCGAAGAGUCUCCGAAUUUUGUGAAUCAACCAAAAAAAUUCGAAGAGUCUCCGAAUUUUGUGAAUCAACCAAAAAAAUUCGAAGAGUCUCCGAAUUUUGUGAAUCAACCAAAAAAAUUGGAAGAGUCUCCGAAUUUUGUGAAUCAACCAAAAAAAUUGGAAGAGUCUCCGAAUUUUGUGAAUCAACCAAAAAAAUUCGAAGAGUCUCCGAAUUUUGUGAAUCAACCAAAAAAAUUCGAAGGGUCUCCGAAUUUUGUGAAUCAACCAAAAAAUUCGAAGAGUCUCCGAAUUUUGUGAAUCAACCAAAAAAAUUCGAAGAGUCUCCGAAUUUUGUGAAUCAACCAAAAAAAUUCGAAGAGUCUCCGAAUUUUGUGAAUCAACCAAAAAAAUUCGAAGAGUCUCCGAAUUUUGUGAAUCAACCAAAAAAUUCGAAGAGUCUCCGAAUUUUGUGAAUCAACCAAAAAAAUUCGAAGAGUCUCCGAAUUUUGUGAAUCAACCAAAAUAAUUCGAAGGGUCUCCGAAUUUUGUGAAUCAACCAAAAAAAUUGGAAGAGUCUCCGAAUUUUGUGAAUCAACCAAAAAAAUUCGAAGAGUCUCCGAAUUUUGUGAAUCAACCAAAAAAUUCGAAGAGUCUCCGAAUUUUGUGAAUCAACCAAAAAAAUUGGAAGAGUCUCCGAAUUUUGUGAAUCAACCAAAAAAAUUGGAAGAGUCUCCGAAUUUUGUGAAUCAACCAAAAAAUUCGAAGAGUCUCCGAAUUUUGUGAAUCAACCAAAAAAAUUCGAAGGGUCUCCGAAUUUUGUGAAUCAACCAAAAAAUUCGAAGGGUCUCCGAAUUUUGUGAAUCAACCAAAAAAAUUCGAAGAGUCUCCGAAUUUUGUGAAUUAACCAAAAAAAUUCGAAGAGUCUCCGAAUUUUGUGAAUCAACCAAAAAAAUUCGAAGAGUCUCCGAAUUUUGUGAAUCAACCAAAAAAUUCGAAGGGUCUCCGAAUUUUGUGAAUCAACCAAAAAAAUUCGAAGAGUCUCCGAAUUUUGUGAAUCAACCAAAAAAAUUGGAAGAGUCUCCGAAUUUUGUGAAUCAACCAAAAAAAUUCGAAGGGUCUCCGAAUUUUGUGAAUCAACCAAAAAAAUUCGAAGAGUCUCCGAAUUUUGUGAAUCAACCAAAAAAUUCGAAGGGUCUCCGAAUUUUGUGAAUCAACCAAAAAAUUCGAAGAGUCUCCGAAUUUUGUGAAUCAACCAAAAAAAUUCGAAGAGUCUCCGAAUUUUGUGAAUCAACCAAAAAAAUUGGAAGAGUCUCCGAAUUUUGUGAAUCAACCAAAAAAUUCGAAGAGUCUCCGAAUUUUGUGAAUCAACCAAAAAAUUCGAAGGGUCUCCGAAUUUUGUGAAUCAACCAAAAAAUUCGAAGAGUCUCCGAAUUUUGUGAAUCAACCAAAAAAAUUGGAAGAGUCUCCGAAUUUUGUGAAUCAACCAAAAAAUUCGAAGGGUCUCCGAAUUUUGUGAAUCAACCAAAAAAAUUCGAAGAGUCUCCGAAUUUUGUGAAUCAACCAAAAAAAUUCGAAGAGUCUCCGAAUUUUGUGAAUCAACCAAAAAAAUUGGAAGAGUCUCCGAAUUUUGUGAAUCAACCAAAAAAAUUCGAAGAGUCUCCGAAUUUUGUGAAUCAACCAAAAAAUUCGAAGGGUCUCCGAAUUUUGUGAAUCAACCAAAAAAAUUCGAAGAGUCUCCGAAUUUUGUGAAUCAACCAAAAAAUUCGAAGAGUCUCCGAAUUUUGUGAAUCAACCAAAAAAAUUCGAAGAGUCUCCGAAUUUUGUGAAUCAACCAAAAAAAUUCGAAGGGUCUCCGAAUUUUGUGAAUCAACCAAAAAAAUUCGAAGAGUCUCCGAAUUUUGUGAAUCAACCAAAAAAAUUCGAAGGGUCUCCGAAUUUUGUGAAUCAACCAAAAAAAUUCGAAGAGUCUCCGAAUUUUGUGAAUCAACCAAAAAAAUUCGAAGAGUCUCCGAAUUUUGUGAAUCAACCAAAAAAAUUCGAAGGGUCUCCGAAUUUUGUGAAUCAACCAAAAAAUUGGAAGAGUCUCCGAAUUUUGUGAAUCAACCAAAAAAAUUGGAAGAGUCUCCGAAUUUUGUGAAUCAACCAAAAAAAUUCGAAGAGUCUCCGAAUUUUGUGAAUCAACCAAAAAAAUUCGAAGAGUCUCCGAAUUUUGUGAAUCAACCAAAAAAAUUCGAAGAGUCUCCGAAUUUUGUGAAUCAACCAAAAAAAUUCGAAGAGUCUCCGAAUUUUGUGAAUCAACCAAAAAAAUUCGAAGGGUCUCCGAAUUUUGUGAAUCAACCAAAAAAAUUCGAAGAGUCUCCGAAUUUUGUGAAUCAACCAAAAAAAUUGGAAGAGUCUCCGAAUUUUGUGAAUCAACCAAAAAAAUUCGAAGAGUCUCCGAAUUUUGUGAAUCAACCAAAAAAUUCGAAGAGUCUCCGAAUUUUGUGAAUCAACCAAAAAAAUUCGAAGGGUCUCCGAAUUUUGUGAAUCAACCAAAAAAAUUCGAAGAGUCUCCGAAUUUUGUGAAUCAACCAAAAAAAUUGGAAGAGUCUCCGAAUUUUGUGAAUCAACCAAAAAAAUUCGAAGAGUCUCCGAAUUUUGUGAAUCAACCAAAAAAAUUGGAAGAGUCUCCGAAUUUUGUGAAUCAACCAAAAAAAUUGGAAGAGUCUCCGAAUUUUGUGAAUCAACCAAAAAAAUUCGAAGAGUCUCCGAAUUUUGUGAAUCAACCAAAAAAUUCGAAGGGUCUCCGAAUUUUGUGAAUCAACCAAAAAAAUUCGAAGGGUCUCCGAAUUUUGUGAAUCAACCAAAAAAAUUCGAAGAGUCUCCGAAUUUUGUGAAUCAACCAAAAAAAUUCGAAGAGUCUCCGAAUUUUGUGAAUCAACCAAAAAAUUCGAAGAGUCUCCGAAUUUUGUGAAUCAACCAAAAAAAAAUUCGAAGAGUCUCCGAAUUUUGUGAAUCAACCAAAAAAAUUCGAAGAGUCUCCGAAUUUUGUGAAUCAACCAAAAAAUUCGAAGGGUCUCCGAAUUUUGUGAAUCAACCAAAAAAAUUCGAAGAGUCUCCGAAUUUUGUGAAUCAACCAAAAAAAUUCGAAGGGUCUCCGAAUUUUGUGAAUCAACCAAAAAAUUCGAAGAGUCUCCGAAUUUUGUGAAUCUACCAAAAAAAUUCGAAGGGUCUCCGAAUUUUGUGAAUCAACCAAAAAAAUUCGAAGGGUCUCCGAAUUUUGUGAAUCAACCAAAAAAAAAAAUCAAACAAUCAUAACUUUUUUAUUUUUUAAGAUUUUUCGGAAUUUCGACAAGCAUUUUGACGGGCUUGACGUUGGCUACAUUUUUUGUGUUAACACCAACUCCCGUACUUUGCUCCUAAGGGGUGAAAAACAUGUUUUUUCUCUCAAAAAUGUCAUUUUUCGAUGUAAAUUUGAACAAAAACAUGUUUUUCACCCCUUAGGAGCAAAGUACGAAAGUUGGUGUUACAAACUAUUUUUUGCAGACGUGAAAAACUAUCACUUGGAAUUGACUCACUUCUCGCCAUGUCUAUUUUAAUGAUGAUGGUUUCUGAACAAAUGCCAACAUCAUCUGAUUUCGUUCCAUUAUUCGGAAUUUUCUAUCUUUCUAUCAUUUUCAUAAUCUUCUUGGGAACUAUUUUCACCGCAUUUAUACUCAAUGUUCAUCUACAAAAAAUGUACACUAAACCUGUCUCUCCUAUAAUUGCUUUCUUGUUUUUCGGAAAGGUAAGUGUUUCUCAAUCAAAAAACAUUUGUGAUUAUCUGAAACAUCAAUAGAUUGCUCAAUGGCUUCGAAUGCGCCCUCCAACAAUGUUACUCGAAUUAUGGAAUGAGACGGGUGUAACAUUCGGUAGAAAACCCGUUAAGAAACCCAGGAAAAUGGAUAAACAAAAACUGAUGAAAGUGACGUCGACGUCUUCGGGAUUGAGUUUGAUCAAGGGUGGAGAAACGAGAAGUAGUAUGAAAGCACCAUUGGCGCCACCAAUUAGUGCAAGAUCUUAUGUGUGAGUUGGUGGGAAAGGGUGGAAUUGACCCGCAAAAUACCGGGUGAAAAUAUUCAAAAAAUAGUUAUGCUGAACUAUAAUUAACAAAGUUCAAUUUCAAAAUGAGAGAAUCCAAAUUGCUCAGAAGCGAAUUUUUUUAGAAGUGUUCAAAAGUGCUUCAAAAUAUCUUCAUAACUUUCACACCAUUUUCCUGAUUAUAUUCAAAAACUUUUCAGAUCCAUGGACGAUGAAGUGAAACGCGAACGAGCCCGAAAAAAUUGGCACCGAAUUGUGAAUAAAGUUCAAGAAAACAAAGGUCAAAUCGAGAACAACGGUGGUGUUGUUGUGAAUGGAAAAACAAGUGGGAUAUUUUAAUUUUUUGUUGAAUCGACAAUUUCAAAAUUGAAAAAUAAUUUCAGGUUACGGUGAGCGCGGUCAACUUCGUCAAGUCAACCAACGACGAAAGCCACCAGCAAUUCCACUUCCACAAAAUGAACCGGGACCAUUAAUGUUGUCAGCGUCUGCAAUUUCAGCAUUUUCAACAACUGGCGAUUCGACAAUUUUGGAGAGUAAAUUGAAGAGAAGGUGAUAACAGAAAUCAAGAAAAAUUAAAGAAAAUGAAUGAGUUUCAGAUAUGCGUUAGAAUGGGAAUAUCUGGCGUCAGUUCUGGAUCGUGUUUUGUUGAUUGUUUUUUCGAUUGCUGUUUUUCUUGUCACUUCAAUUAUGAUGAUGGUAGGCCGGGCCAUGCAUUUUAAAUAUUCACUUGAGGAAGACUAACUUGGCUCCCACUGUUCACAGCUUCUUUUUUUGCUUUUUCUUCUCAACGAGGUGAUUUUUUUGGCUAAUGUAUCUUUUUUGGAUUUGAUUGAUGAUGAUAAUGCAUUAACUAAUAAAUGUAUAUAUAUUUGUGACUUUCUUUCUUUUUUUUGGUGUUUUGUGUGUGAUUGCUAAACUGUUUCACAGUUAUUUGGGGGUUGAGCUUGCAAAGAUUUAAUUUCAGGAAAAAUUCAAACUAUAGAUUAUCGAAAUGUUUAACUGGAAUUUUGAUUUUUCGGUGUUGGGACCCAAAGAACUCAUUAUCUCAUUUUAAAAUUUCUCCGUGUGUCAAAAAAGUUCCAAAUUUUUCCAGGAUGCUCAAUUCCUCGGCUCGCUCAUCUACAAUAUUCCAGCCGAUUAUUUCGCCUAA